AUGGUAGUCAGCUAAUCUAUCGACUGAACUGCAAGUCAGCGUACCAAAUUACCAACCAGUCUUUCACAUUAAAUACUUCAAUUUUCGAAAACAAAUUUUCUUUCAAUUAGUAUUAAUAUUAUAUCAUAUUAUUCUUAGGAACGCAAAUCUGGAGAAUAUCAGCGAAAACAAAAACCCUUGGGUGUUGGGUAGAGUUUCCGACAAGUCUUGAUCUACGCUCAUGGCUUCUCCGGUAACUCGUCGAUCAUCACUCUCUCUUCAUCUAUCUUCGUGUUUUUCAAAUACUGAACUGAAUUGCAAUGAUAAUGAUUCAGCGAGCUGCAGAAACCACUGAGAACAGCUUGGAGAAGAUCAAGCGCCAACUAGCUUCCGCUUCUGGUCGAAAUUUGUUGCAGGGACCACUUCUCAAGAGAUCUGAAACCCUGAGAAAAUGGAACGAGCGUUGGGUGAUUUUGGAUCCAACAACGGGGAGAAUGGAAUACAAGAUAAGGAGAAAUGAACCAGCUGUUAAAGGAACGAUUAUAUUUGAUGCAAAUAGCACCAUAACUGUAUCUCCAGUGAAUUUUCAUGGGCUUCCUAAGUAUGACGGGUGCUGCUUUUAUAUUGGGACACCACAGAAAAAGGAUUACUUCCUCUGUGCCGAGACUCCAGGUGCAGCUAGAGCAUGGGUGUCAACUUUACAUGCCACUCAGUUGGUCCUAAAAGCCCAUAAAGAAGCUGUGAAUUCCUUAAGUGGGAAUGGUUCUACAAAAUUAGGAACUGUUGCAACAGUUGUUGCUGCAGCCAACUCAACAGCCUUGGAAUGUUCAAAAGAAAUUGAAGCAGCAAUGCAGAUUUCCUUGCGAAAUGCUCUGGGAAUGAUGAAUAAUAAGACUAGUGAUGGUCCUAUGGAUGAUUUAACAAUCAUGAAGGAAACACUUAGAGUAAAGGAUGAGGAGCUACAGAAUUUGGCACGAGACCUCCGAGCACGUGAUUCAACUAUCAAAGAUAUAGCAGAUAAACUAUCUGAGACUGCUGAAGCUGCUGAGGCAGCAGCAUCUGCUGCUUAUACUAUGGAUGACCAACGGAGAAUUGCUUGUGCAGAAAUUGAGCGUUUAAAGAUAGAUUCUGACAAGCAGCAAGAGUUGUUUGCACAGAAGCUAAAAGUGGCUGAAGAAAAGAUACUUGGCUUAAGUAAAGAAAGAGAGCAGUUAACCAGGCAGAGAGAUGCUGCUAUUCAGGAAGCAAAUAUGUGGCGUACUGAACUGGCAAAAGCUAGAGAGCAUGAUGUGAUCUUAGAAGCGGCUGUGGUAAGAGCAGAAGAGAAGGUUAGGGUUGCGGAAGCAAAUGCUGAAACUAGGACAAGGGAGGCUUUACAGAGAGAAUCUGCGGCAAUAAAAGAGAAGCAAGAGCUUCUCGCAUAUGUGAACGUACUAAAAGCCCAACUUCAAAGGCAACACAUUGAUACAACUCAGGUUUUUGAGAAGACAGAGUCAUGCUCAGAUACAAAGCAUGUUGACCCCACAGAAGAGAAUGUGGAUAAAGCAUGCCUAAGUGUUUCUAGAGCUAUCCCUGUCCCUGCAGAGAAUGUAGUCCACAUGGCUACUGAUCAGGUGAACAUUCAGCCGGUUGGGGACAAUGAAUGGAGUGAUAUUCAGGCAACAGAGGCAAGGAUAGCUGAUGUAAGGGAAGUAGCACCCGAAACUGAUGGAAGCAGCUUGGAUAUUCCUGUGGUUAGCCAACCAGGUACCAAUCAUCAUCAUGAACAAGGAGCAAACUCUUUCCAUCAGCCCUGAUGUUAUCCACAAGUAUACAACGCAGACAAAAUUUCAACUUAAGGCAAUGUAAUUAUACCAUUUUGUUGGAUGAGCGUGUAAGCCUUAAUUGUUCACAAGUUAUCAGUUGCCUAAUCAAGCUGUGUUAUGACCUGCCCUGAAAGUGAGUACCUUUUUUCUGAUGUAAAUGUAAUACAACGAGCUCAUCGUGAAUUUUCUUUUUUCCUUUGGUCAGAAUAAUUUUCUGUGAUAUGUAACAUUUUAUCAACUAAUGGGGCCCUUAAUUUUUGGUCCCACUUAAAAACUCAACUGAAGGCCCAUGUGAUCAUAGACAUUCAUGAGGUGACUGGUUAUAAAAAGCCCGCAAAUGUUUU
Messenger RNA from Abrus precatorius (Indian licorice), 2128 nucleotides. RefSeq names its product switch-associated protein 70. The record is from RefSeq and is a predicted model, not a curated record. Gene Ontology annotation, cellular component: trans-Golgi network; early endosome; recycling endosome. Bases 300 to 1775 code for a protein of 491 amino acids. The transcript has 9 exons. Gene Ontology annotation, biological process: endosome organization; retrograde transport, endosome to Golgi; receptor recycling. NCBI's taxonomy places the organism in Eukaryota, Viridiplantae, Streptophyta, Magnoliopsida, Fabales, Fabaceae.